Plectropomus leopardus (leopard coralgrouper) is the source of this 1435-nucleotide messenger RNA. RefSeq names its product chromatin remodeling protein CFDP1 (gene cfdp1). The record is from RefSeq and is a predicted model, not a curated record. Lineage: Eukaryota; Metazoa; Chordata; Actinopteri; Perciformes; Serranidae. Gene Ontology annotation, cellular component: Swr1 complex.
CGUCACAUUGUAUUCCUCGUUUCUAGAAACGGCACAAUAGCACCCUGUUUCAUACAUUUCGCACAUUUAAUUUAUUUCUGUCUAUUUCUGAAUUAAAAGAGAAACAGCUAUCUUUUUGUAAGUAAGGCGGCAUUUGAAGCUAGGUGGGGUUACGUUUGUAACGUUAUGAAAGCGCUAAAUAAGCUAAAAGGAAACAGUGGCGCUUUGUAACGUUAACGUUAGCUCUGUUAUUUACCUCACUAACGCAGCUAACAGCCUGAAACUUUCGCUCCAAAAUGAUGAACUAUUCCGACUACGACUCUGAUGGAUAUUCAUCCAAUGAAGACGCAGAUUAUGUCCCAUCAGAUGAUAACCUCAGUGAAGACGACAUUAAUGAGUGUGAAAAGGAAGACCCUCUUCACGAGGGAGACAGUGUGCCACAUCCUGACAAAGUCAUCAAGAAGAAGAGGAAGAAAAAUGAUCUCAGUAUGAGGAAGAGGAAGAAAGGAGCACUGAGAGUAGACAAGGAGGAGAAGGAUGACGGUGGGGAAGAAAAGGUGCAGCCGCCACAGGAAGAGGUGGAUAAUCUCACUGAGGUACAAGAGGAUGAGGAGGCAAAACAGAAGAAAAAAUCUGAUGACCUCUGGGCGAGUUUCCUGUCUGAUGUUGGCUGCAGACCCAAAGACCCCACACCUGUCUCACAGUCGAGUACCACGCAGAAGAAUGAUUCCUCAGUAUCGAAGGUUGCUCCUUUGAGCUCAGAAACAAAAGCAUCAGAACCUGCUAAAGUCACCAUCACUAAAGUCUUUGACUUCGCUGGAGAAGAAGUGAGGGUGAAUAAAGUGGUAUCAGCAGACUCCAAAGAAGCUAAGAGUUAUCUAAAGUGCCAGGACACCCAACAGGAGGAGAACGGAGACGAAGACGAGAGCUCGUCACCCACCAAACCGCCUCUCCCUGGCCCCAGUGCCAAGCGUCCAGCAGGCAUGUCAAGCAUCCUCGGUCGCAUCGGUGGAAAAAAACAGAAGAUGAGCACGUUGGAAAAAUCCAAGAUGGACUGGGACGCUUUUAAAUCGGAGGAGGGCAUCACUGAGGAGCUGGCCAUCCACAAUAGAGGCAGAGAGGGGUAUGUGGAGCGGAAGAACUUCUUGGAGCGCGUCGACCACCGUCAGUUUGAGUUAGAAAAGGCAGUGCGACAGAGCAACAUGAAACAAUGACACAGUCACACACACACACACACACACACACACACACACACACACACACACACACACACACACACACACACACACACAGAGUGGGACAGUGGAACAGAUGUGUGGACUUCCUGUGUGUUGCUUUCUCUCUCUCUAAUGACACAGUUGCCGUUCCUCCAGUGAAGUGAGCUCAGACUGGUGCUGUGGCUCGGGUCUAUUUCAGGACGGGGUUAUUAAUAGGCUGAGUUUGUGGAAUGAUGGGG